AUGACAUCAGCGGAGAUAGCAAAAAUAGCCUUAGAGCACAAGAACACGGGUAAUGACCUUUUUAAAAGGAAGGAAUAUGCCCAAGCCGUCGAUGCCUAUACCAAGGCCAUUGAUGCGGACAGUUCUCAAUCAGUUUUUUUCAGUAAUCGAGCCUUUGCAAAUCUGAAGUUGGAUAGAUUUCAAAGUGCAUUAGAUGACAGUACAAAAGCAAUUGAAUUAGAUCCAUCAAAUGUAAAAGCAUACCAUCGGCGCGGUAUGUCUUAUGCGGGGUUGUUAGAGUUUGGACAGGCGAAACGUGAUCUUUUAGUUGUAUUACGUGCAAAACCAAGUGACGCUACAGCAAAGCAAACUCUUGCACUAUGUGAAUCAAUGCUACAACGUGAAAGAUUUGAGCGGGCGAUUAGAGCAUCUGGUUCUGAAAGCAGUGAAAAGUUGUGCAGGAGUUUAUCUCUUUCGUCGUUUGCAGGAAAUACGGAUGUUAAUAAGUAUGAAGGCACGCGACUAGAAAUCGAGCAAGUUUCAGAUGAUAAGGGGAAGCCUAAGGGACUACGUGUGUUGAAUAUGAGCAAAGAGUUUAUUUCUCAUGUUGUAAAAGAGGUGUUUUUAAGGGGCAAAUCAUUACCGAAAGUUUAUGUGGCGGCUAUAGUUUCGCAUGCGGAAAGCAUUUUUGCCGCCGAAGCUACUAUUGUUGACCUAAAUAGCGAUGAGGUUGGAGGCAAGAUUUCGGUUUGUGGAGACACACACGGGCAAUUCUACGAUGUACUGAACUUAUUCAAGACGUUUGGUAAGGUUAGUGACGACCACGCAUACUUAUUUAAUGGUGACUUUGUUGACCGUGGUUCUUGGUCGUGUGAGGUUGCAAUCCUUUUCUACUGUCUAAAGAUUCUAUAUCCUAAGAGGCUCUUCUUGAAUCGUGGUAAUCAUGAAACGAAUAAUAUGAACAAGGUUUACGGUUUUGAGGAUGAAUGCAAGUACAAAUACUCCCAGCGGAUCUUCAACCUGUUCGCUGAAAGUUUCGAGGCGCUACCUUUGGGUGCUGUCAUCAAUAACGACUACUUGGUUAUCCAUGGUGGCAUAGUAAGUGACGAGUCUGUUACGCUGGAUGAUAUGAAACGCAUUGAUCGUUUCCACCAACCACCACGUGACGGAUCUUUUAUGGAACUAUUGUGGUCCGAUCCACAGGAGAAUGAUGGUUUGGGUCCCUCGCAACGUGGUUUGGGUUACGCUUUUGGCCCUGAUAUCACUGCCAAGUUUUUGGCUAAAAACGGUUUGAAAAAGGUAAUCCGCUCUCAUGAAGUGCGUAUGGGCGGUGUACAAUUUGAGCACAAUGGAGGGUUGAUUACCGUGUUCAGUGCACCAAACUACUGUGAUAACCAAGAAAAUCUGGGUGGUAUUGUGCACGUAUGUCCCGGUAAGGGAAAUAAGGGUGUAUUGGGUAACGACGACGAGAAUCUUUUCAUCGAAACUUUUACGGCCGUCGAACAUCCUGAUAUCAAACCAAUGGCAUAUUCUAACGGGGGUAUCGGUUUCUAG
Molecule: messenger RNA, 1533 nt
Organism: Eremothecium sinecaudum
Lineage: Eukaryota; Fungi; Ascomycota; Saccharomycetes; Saccharomycetales; Saccharomycetaceae
Gene: PPT1
Product: protein serine/threonine phosphatase
Exons: 1
Coding region: 1-1533 (510 amino acids)
Cellular component (GO): cytosol; nucleus
Molecular function (GO): protein binding; protein serine/threonine phosphatase activity
Source: RefSeq, a predicted model, not a curated record